AUUCCCCAAAUCCAAAUCCAAAUCCAAACCCUUUUCCUCUCUCGCUCACUCCCCCACCCACAUCGCUAGCGGCUCUGCUCAAAGCCUCUUUUCUUUUCGUUCUUCAACUCAAUCUCUCCCCCUCUCUCGCUCUCUCGGCUUUGAUCCGGCUCAGAUCUAUCUUGCGCCGCUCCACUCUUCUCCUCCCUUCCCUCCCAUCUCUUCCAAAUCCUUUGAUCACACCGAUUUUCAGCUUUCCGACGAACCCAAAUCGUCUAAUAUGUCACUCAAUCUUCCUGUUUUGUCUCCUCCAAUGGUGGGGUUGAGCUUUUGUUCGAGUUGCUAAAUGGGUUUCUGUUUCUUUGGCUGUCUUUUCGGAAGACCCUUUGUCGGGAUCGCGUUUUUGACAAUUGGGAUCGCGGUGGAAUAAGCGACAGAAGUGUUUAUGUUUCAGCUUUCAGUUCCAUGUAUUUCGGAACAGGGACUGUUAGUGGGGAGGUGGGAAACCAAAUGGACUGGAGUGUGAAUAAUGCAUUUAAAACAUUUAAAGAUUUGGAAUCCAAGUCCGUGAUGGAUAUGUCACUCAUUCCAACCAUUGACCCAAUCGAUAUUGGUUUGGGCUCAUCCGACAAGGGGAGCCCGAAUCCUUCAGCAAAACCAAGAAAAAAGACCAUGACAUCGGUUUAUCUCAAAUUUUUCGAGACUGCUGCUGAUGGGAAAAGCAGAAGAUGCAAGUUUUGUGGACAGAGCUACUCCAUUGCAACAGCUACUGGAAAUUUGGGACGACACCUAAGUAAUCGGCAUCCAGGUUAUGACAAGUCUGGUGAUAUUGUGAGUAAUCCAGCACCACAGCCUAUCACCAUAAUCAAGAAGUCUCAACCUCAAGGGAAACAGCAACAGAUUGAUUAUGAUCAUUUAAAUUGGUUGAUAAUUAAGUGGCUUAUCUUAUCGUCUCUCCCUCCUUCGACCUUGGAAGAAAAAUGGCUGAUCAACUCGUAUAAGUUUCUCAAUCCAUCUAUUCAACUAUGGCCUGCCGAAAAGUACAAAGCGGUUUUUCGGGAAGUUUUUAGAAGCAUGCAGGAAGAUGUAAGAGCCUCUUUGGAACACGUUUCAUCUAAGAUCUCAGUUACUCUCGAUUUUUGGAAUUCCUACGAUCAAAUUUCUUUUAUGAGCAUUACAUGCCAAUGGAUUGAUGAAAACUGGUCCUUCCAAAAGGCGCUUCUCGAUAUCUCUCACAUACCCUAUCCCUGUGGAGGCGUUGAGAUCUUUCACUCUCUUGUUAAAGUUCUUAAGAAGUUUAACAUAGAAAAUAGAAUCCUUUCUUGUACUCAUGAUAGUAGCCAAGACGCCAUGCAUGCCUGUCAUGCUUUGAAAGAGCAUUUGGAUGGUCAGAAAGUUGGGCCUUUCUUUUAUAUUCCUUGUGCUGCUCGUACUCUAAACGUGAUCAUAGACGAUGGAUUAAGAACCACGAAAUCAAUAAUUGCAAAAGUUCGGGAGUUCAUACUAGAAUUGAAUGCCUGCUUGGAUAUCUCUGAGGAUUUUGUUCAGUUUACUACAGUUUAUCAAGAAGGUAACUGGAAAUUUCCACUUGAUGCUUCAGCAAGAUGGAGUGGAAAUUAUCAGAUGCUCAAUCUAGUAUGCAAGGCAGGGAAAUCCAUGGAAGCUGUUAUAAGGAAGUACGAGGAAACACUUGGCAGUAAGAUGCUUUUGAACUCUACAGAGAAGAACGUAGUUAAUAUUGUUCAUCAAUAUUUAGAACCCUUUUAUAAAACCACAAACAACAUAUGCACAAAUAAGGUUCCAACUGUUGGGCUGGUUCUGUUUUUCAUGGAUCACAUCUCCGAGACUAUCGCUGCGUGUCGAGAUUCUCGACACAACCCCGACUGGCUAAAGAGCGCUGCAGAAGACAUGGCUAAGAAAGCAAAACAUUACAGUCAUCUUGUUUGCAACAUUUACACAUACAUGACUGCAAUUCUUGAUCCUAGAAUCAAAGGAGACUUGAUUCCAGAGAGUCUUAACUCAGGGAAUCAUUUGGAGGAAGCCAGAUCCCAUUUCAUGAGAUAUUAUUCUUCCAACCAUUUUCCAUCAAUACCCAGUAGCUAUACUGCUCAAGAGAUUGAAGAUGGAGGAAGUGUCUCUUUCGCUGAGGAAAUUGCUCGAAAAAAGCGAAGAGCAAGCAUGAGCAACACGACGGAUGAGCUAACGCAGUAUUUAUCGGAGCCUCCGGCUCCAAUAUCAACAGAUGUCCUAGAGUGGUGGAAAGUUAACAGUACACGUUAUCCACGGCUCUCUGUUAUGGCUCGAGACUUCUUGGCCGUGCAGGCGACUUCAUUGGCUCCUGAAGAACUGUUUUGUGGGAGAGGCGACGAUAUCGAUAAACAAAGAUAUUGUAUGCCUCAUGAUAGCACACCAGCUCUGUUUUGUAUCAAAUCAUGGAUUCAAAGUGGAUUCAAGUUGAAAUACAAGUCUAGUGAGAUUGAUUAUGAGAGAUUGAUGGAACUGGCUUCCACAUCAACCAUUGAUAGCAGUACUGGUGGUUCAGACAAGAAAUCAAAAUGAUUAUUACAAAGCUAUGUUGGAGCUUCUUGAGGUCAGUUCAAACUUAGAAUCCUUGAAAGACUGACAUUUUAUGGCUUAUUAUACCCUUUGGAUCAUGUGUAGAAUUAAUACAUCUUGUUGUAUUGUAUGCUUUCUUCUUGUUAAUGUACAGCAUAUGUUGAUGGCAAUGCUAACUGACCGAGUAGACAGAUUAGUGUUCUUGUGAUGUUUUAUGAUUAUAGAAAAAAGUAUUUGAUCUUCAUGA
Molecule: messenger RNA, 2782 nt
Organism: Cucurbita maxima (winter squash)
Lineage: Eukaryota; Viridiplantae; Streptophyta; Magnoliopsida; Cucurbitales; Cucurbitaceae
Product: putative AC transposase
Exons: 5
Coding region: 445-2538 (697 amino acids)
Molecular function (GO): DNA binding; protein dimerization activity
Source: RefSeq, a predicted model, not a curated record